Molecule: messenger RNA, 5106 nt
Organism: Neospora caninum
Lineage: Eukaryota; Apicomplexa; Conoidasida; Eucoccidiorida; Sarcocystidae
Exons: 6
Coding region: 1-5106 (1701 amino acids)
Source: RefSeq, a predicted model, not a curated record
AUGCCCGCACAGACAGCAGAGCCUGCAGGCGCGAUGCCGCCCGAGGACGGGCGGCAUCGUCCCCUGUCGAGGAGCGGGAAAGUUUCAUCGUGCGACAAGAAGCGAGAAGGAGACAGCGAUGGAGUGCAGUCUUCUCUUCUCUUCAUUUCUCCCCCUCGGGUUGCCCUUUUCCCUCCAGAAGGAGAAGACGGCAACCAGGGAGACUGGCUGCCGCCUCAUCGGUAUGCGGAGGGCCUGACUCCUGAAUUGCGACGGAACCUCGAGGAAAAAGGGUUGCGGCCGUGCAGUCUACGAGAGGUUCUUGAGCGAAGAAACAAAAUGUGGGCCAAAGUCCAGAUGAUCAGCACAGAAGCGCGGAGCGAGAAGGAGCGACUUGACUCUCUGUUCAAACAGCAGUGUGUGGGCUGGGGAAAUAACCAGGAGGGCUGGGUCUAUGGCAAGUGGAAUCCCGUCAUUCUGUGCCCGGAUUUCCGGCAAGGAGGCUUACAGGUCUCCCGAUCGGGGCGUCGGCAACUCUGGGAGUGCUUGAAGUCCGUCGUCGAGGGCUUUGUUGAUCCGCGUCUCCAAAUCUGUGAAGUCGUCGACCCAACGCACCCUGUUCGCUUCGCCACGCCGCCGCACGAAACGUGCUACACCGUCGUUUACGUCGGUCCCAAAAUUCCUGCUUCACGUAAAGCGCGGGUUGUUUUCGGAGAGUACACAGGCGUCGUUAAAGAUGGAGGCCUUGUCAAAAAAAGGUUUGAAUACGUCUUUGAUCUUUCCUUCUCCGCGCUGGCCUGGCGCCGGGCUGAAGAGUUCGAAACAGCCUCCGACUCCUCAGAAGACGACUGCGUCGGUGCCCCUCGAGAAAACAGGGAAGAAAAGCCGGACUCGGCGACGGUCUCUUCCGGGUCCGGGACAUCGCAGUCUCCUCAGCUGUCGCGCGUCCACGGCGGGAAGGAGCGAAAGAAGUCGGUGACUGUUUCAGGACGACGCGACGCUAAGGGCUUAACGAGGGUCGAACUGCCCGCGCGUAGCCAGUUCGUCCUCGACUCUUCUGAAGCCUGCAACGAAAUGUCUCUUGUCAAUCACUACGGGACCAUCGAACUUCUGGGGGACUGCGUUUGCAAGCGCAACAGCGAGUGGCAGCAAGUCUUUGUCGACGGUUGGCCGCACAUCGUCCUGACAUCGAUUCCUGGAGUCGCGAUCGAGCCGGGGGAUGAAAUUCUCGCGGAUUUCGGGAAUGCGUGGUUCUUCAAAGUGCAAGACGCGUCGCAUGAGGCCAUCGCCAGGGAGUUGCUCGAAUACCGCGUCGGAAUCCGGACGGCGCCUUCCCAGGUGCGUGCGCUCACCGAGAGAGGCGAGAGAGCUAGCCAGCCUGCCGCCGUGGCGCGGCAGACCCGCGUGAAGGCGCCUCGCUCAGGUCCCCGCGCGAAGAACGGGCGCUCGCCGGGUGUCUGCUGCUUCGCCAGAGUCUCUGCUUUCCACGCGUGCGCGCCACUCUGUGCUGUGAAUUUGCAGAAGCUCGUGCCGGCGAGGCCAGUCGAGUGUGUGAAUCGCCGGUCGGAUCCCCAGCUGGAGAAUCGAGCGAGACUGGGCGAAAUUUGCCCGUACUGCCUCAGUCACGAACACCGGCCGUGCGCGUCGUCUCUGGCGCCUUCGCCCUCUACCGAGAGUCGCGCUUCGAGCAAGUUGUCCAAAAGUGCAGAGGCAACACAGGGCGGCGUGCGAGAAGGCGAGGCAGAGAUGGGAGGCUUCCGAGGGAAGCAAGAGAAGGGAGAGAACGACGCGGGGACUGCGACAUCCUCCGAGAAAUCGCCUCCUGGGCUCUCCGAGAAGCUGAGGGAUGGCGGGAGGUGCGGAGAGAAGCUGGACGGAGUGCGAGCCUUGUCUUCCUCCUCUGCCGGGGUUCCGUGCUCUGCCGGCACUCCGUCCCAGAGAAAUAACGGUUCGUGUUCUCCCUCGAGUUCAGACCUUCUUCUUGUCACGCAACGGCUUGAAAGGGAGAAAGACGUCUGCUCGGAUCUUGCGACCCUCGCCGGUCGGGCCCCCGACCUGACUGUACCGCCCGCCCCGCCUCCCCCGACAGCGGUCGCGACACCACAGCCGAAGAGUCAGGCAGGAAACAAGUUGGCGGAAACGCAGGUCGAGGGGACAGACCACCUGGCGCCUGGCUCUUCGUUUUCGGGAGACGAGGUCGUCCACUGCGACGGCUGCGAUCGUCCGUGUCAUCUGCGCUGUCUGCCGGAUCCAGAAGCGAUUCUGAAUGACUGGCGGUGGUACUGCGCGGUCUGUCGCAUGCGGUUCUUCGAGAUGUCUCGACACCUCAAUUACAAGGUCCUUCUGUCUGCUGAUGCGCUCGCGUCGCUUGAGAAAGAGGGCAUUCUUGCGCCCGUCGGAAACAGAGAGGGCCGCGAGAACAGAGACAGCUUGGCACAGGCCAGGAGUGUGUCGAGUGUACACACACAUGCGAAGACACCGGAGAGAGAGACCGCGGACGAAGUGGAACGGAAGAAAGAUAAGCGACAAAGCUGUGGGGGAGUGGAAUCUCAUGCUCGACGGCGCGUGUCCCCAACCAGUGUCUCUGGAGGGCGGCGAAGGGUAGAAGGAGAGACAGAAGAUGGAGAGAACGAGCAAGGACAAGUGAAAAAGUGGAGAGGCAGCCGAGUAUGCAAAGAGAGGAGCAGAAGUGCAGGUUCACAGAGGAGAGCGGGACAGCAAGGAGACGAACAAGAGAGGGAGGAAACGGAGAAAGAAAACCGUAAGUCAGAGGUCUCGCCUGCUCUUCUCAGUGGACGACUAAGGUCGCGAGGACCACGCGUACCACAGGAACAAGUCGAGGAGCACGAGGCCGUUUCGGAGCCCGUCGGGGAGGUGCGCAACUCAGGAAUCAAGACCGAGAGUCCGGAGAUGGAAGCAUUGAGUGGCGCGGCUCACAGAGGACAUAACGAAGCCUGCGUGGGUGGGAAGAAAGACCAAAAAGGAGAGGAGUGCGACGGUCGGAAGCAGUUGUCAUCGAUCUCGGACGGCUGCGUGGCGAGCUUCUCGCUUUCUUGCGAUGGAGAGGCGCAAGAGAAGGAGAACAAGGAACCUCUCACGGCAGUUGGAAUGGAGUUCCUAAAUGUCCCUUUGGAGGAACUCGGAAAAGAUAGCGAGAACCUGCCUUGGAAUGAAGCAGAAGCGACGCUGCGCCCAUGCGCCGCUUCCCAGUUGAGCUCCGAGCCGUCGAGAGACCGCGCAGGCGACGAAGAGAGCCACGAGGCUUCGGCGUCGAGGUCGAGCGAAGCUGAUCAUGGAAACAGUGAUCUGUGGUCGGAGAGUAGUCGGAGUCUCGCCGGCAAAGAACAAGACGUGUUCUCGUUCUUUUUGGGUCCUCGCGGGGCAACGAAAGAGGGCACGUCGAACAGUGGCCCGACUCGAUGUGAUGCGCGCGACGCUGGCCAAGCGAAAGACGGAUCGCCGCCGGCGCAAGCAGAGGCGCGCGAUGACUCCUCUCAGUCUGCCUGUUCGUCUCGCGUCUCAGGGCCUCUUUCUCUCGCUAUCGUCACCACGACUGCGCCAUCGUCGGAAAGCGACGAGGACGGAGGGAAGGACGUGCGCUCGGUCUUUCGCGAGUCUCCUGCCUCUGGCUGUCAAAACAGCACAGGCGUUGCUGCCUCCGAACUCAGCUCCUCCGCCACUUUUCACGUCUCCAGCGCAAAGGUGUCCGGGGCCUCGGGCGCCGGAACAACUUCCGGGGACUCGCCCUGUGUUUCCUCGCGGAGUCUCUCGUCAGCGAAUAGACGCGACGGAGACCGCUUCGCGCUCCCGCCGCCGGAGGUCCGCGAGCGAAGAGCGGUUUUCGCGUCGUGCAGCGAGAAGGCGUCUCUGGCUCGAAUGACGCCCUCACGAGUCGAGAUCGUCAGAGGUGAUCUGUCGAGCGACGAGCUGCAGGGGCUGCAAACGCUGCAUCUCGUGGACCCGAAAGGGCUGCUCGGAAGCCUGCAGCCGUGCGAUGUCUGUUAUAAGGCGCUGGGUGAGCGCGCGUCGACGGAGGUUUGUCGCUUGGCGAAGCGCCAUCUGUCUCCGAACUGGGACCACCCGCACUCGACGACGCCGAGUCAGAUGAAAGAUGCGAUUUUGACGGCCUUUCAGGAGAAGGUCCACAGCCUGCAGGACGAAGCGAAGAAACGCGUCCAGAGUGCCGUGGAAGAGAUUCGUCAGCUCAAACUGUCUCUCGCGGCCAAGUCGCAGGGACAUUCGCACGGCAGCAGUGGCUUCGGGGAGAGACACAGCCUCGGCAACGCCUGCGGCGGCCUCCUCGCCGGGUCCCAGCAGGCGGGCGGAGCGUCACGGAAGCGUCCACGCGGAGUAGGGACGCCUGAAGUGUUGGGACUGGGGACGCAGAGCGCCCGCGACGAGAAAGACUGCAGGCCAGACGACAAUUUGCCCGCGCCACUCACGUCGGGAUUCAUUCCGUUGAUUGGCGUGCAUCUUGGGAAGACGGUGAUCGACCGGUGCUUCAACGUCGGUUGGUUCGAGGGCCUUAUCACCGAGUACUCCGCAGUUGCUGUCGAGGAUGGGAAGUGGUAUGCGAACCAGUUCCAAGUGGAGUAUGAGGACGGAGACACCGAGUGUCUGAAGGUGGAGGAGCUCGUGCAUCUGCUGGCUGAGCACGGCAUUCGGCACACAGAUCCUGCCACGCGCCACCAGUACAAAACCACGACUCUCGACAAGCUUCUCUCUCCGGAGAUCCUUGCGGCGAAGAAAGAGCUAAACGUCCGAUUCAGGAAGUGCAAGCUGCUGGAAGAGAAGGAAACUGAAAUGUCGAAGAAACACAAGAAAGACGGGAAGAGGGCGAAGCACUCGGGAAACGGUGAAGACGCAGUGGACGUGGACAGGCACGACAGAGAGGACGAGGCGGAGGACGCCGGCCAAGCCAAGAAGGAGGCUCGGGGGAAAGAGAACUCGAGAGUGCCGAAAAAAGGAAAGAAACGCGACAACGAGAAAGGCGGCGGGGUUACCGAAAGCGAGAGGGACUCCGAGGAAAAAACGGAGAGCGAAAGGCACAAGGAAGAAAAUGUGGCGAACGGGGCGAAUGGCGACGGUGCUGAACUCAAUGAUGCGAGCAGCGUCUGCCAUGCAUAA